This is a messenger RNA of Callithrix jacchus (white-tufted-ear marmoset), 3188 nucleotides long. The record is from RefSeq and is a predicted model, not a curated record. Lineage: Eukaryota; Metazoa; Chordata; Mammalia; Primates; Cebidae.
CGUGGUCUGGGCGUGGCCUCGCGGAGGCGGAACUCCGGCCGCGGUAUUUCCGGAGCCGCGCUGCUCACGCAGCUGGCUUCGGGCUCAAGUCUGCGGCCUCCCGGCUCCCGGCGUGGACGCCAUGGUGCUGUUCCCGGUUAUCGGGAAGCUGCUGCACAAACGCGUGGUGCUGGCCAGCGCCUCUCCACGCCGCCAGGAGAUCCUCAGCAACGCGGGUCUCCGGUUUGAGGUGGUCCCCUCCAGGUUCAAAGAGAAGCUGGACAAAGCCUCCUUCGCCACGCCGUAUGGGUACGCCAUGGAGACCGCCAAGCAGAAGGCUCUGGAAGUGGCCAACCGCAUGUACCAGAAGGACCUGCGAGCCCCGGACAUGGUCAUCGGAGCAGACACGAUUGUGACCGUGGGGCGGCUGAUUCUGGAGAAGCCGGUGGACAAGCAGGACGCCUACAGAAUGCUGUCACAGUUGAGUGGCAGAGAACACAGUGUGUGCACAGGUGUGGCGAUCGUCCAGUGCUCCAGCCAAGACAAUAAGCUGGACACCAGGGUCUCGGAAUUCUACGAGGAAACGAUGGUGAAGUUCUCGGAGCUGUCGGAGGACCUGCUCUGGGAAUACAUCCACAGUGGGGAGCCCAUGGACAAGGCAGGCGGCUACGGGAUCCAGGCUCUCGGCGGGAUGCUGGUGGAGUCGGUGCACGGGGACUUCCUCAAUGUCGUCGGCUUCCCGCUCAACCACUUCUGCAAGCAGCUGAUACAGCUGUACGACCCGCCCCGGCCGGAGGACCUGCAGCGUGUCAAGCACGGCUCCAUCCCGGCCGUGGACACCUUCGAAGACCUCAGUGACGUGGACGAAGGCGGCCCGGCGCCCACUCGGAGGGACAAGGCUGAGGCUGGAGUGGCCAGAGACGCCACAGCAGAGGCUGAGGGGAACAGGACCUGUGAGACCCUGCCCCCGUUCCCCACACGCCUCCUGGAACUCAUCAAUGGCUUCAAAACAUCGAAGGCCCUAUUCACCGCCUGCAAGCUGAAGGUGUUUGAUCUGUUAAAAGACGAAGCUCCCCAGAAGGCCGCGGGCAUUGCCAGCAAAGUGGACGCCUCUGUGUGCGGCACGGAGAGGCUUCUGGACUUCUGCGCAUGCCUGGGGUUCCUGGAGAAGUCAGAGCAAGGUUACAGUAACACAGAGGCGGCAAACCUCUACCUGACGUCGGAUGGUGACUGGUCUCUUCAUGGCUUCAUCAUGUACAGCAGUGAGGUCACCUGGAACCUCUUUACGCACCUGGAGUUCGCCGUCCGAGAGGGAAGAAACCAGCACCACCGGGUGCAGGGGAAGAAGGCGGAAGAUGUGUUCCAGCAACUCAGGAGGCCGAGGCAGGAGAAUCGCUUGAACCCGGGAGGCGGAGGUCGUAGUGAGCUGAGAUUGCGACAUUGUACUUCAGUCUGGGACACAACAGCAAAACUUCAUCUGAAAAAAAAAAAUAAGAAACCAGAAUUUCCUCCCAGAAAGGGGUUUGGAGGCCGUACGUCGGAACUCACACCUGGAAUCCCUGCACUUUUUGAGACGAAGUUGGGAGGAUGGUUUCAGCCCAGGAGUUUGAGACCAGCCUGGCCAACACAGUGAGACCCCAUCUCUAUAAAAACAAUGAAAGAUGAGGACGGGCUUGGUGGCAUGAGCCGGUCAUCCCAGCCAGCUUGGGAGGCCAAGGUGGGAUGAUCACCUGAGGUCAGGAGUUCGAGACCAGCCUGGCCAACAUGGGGAAACCCCAUCUCUACCAAAAAUGCACAAAAUUAGCCGGGCUUGGUGGCGGGCCUGUGAUUCCACCUACUCGGGAGGCUGAGGUGGGAGAAUCGUUUGAACCCGGGAGGCGGAGGCUGCAGUGAGCCAAGAUCCCAUUCAUCUCCACACAGGCUGGAGAUACUCUUGUCUCUCUGUUUCUGUGUUUCUGUCAAGAACACAGAGAGACUGAGACAGGGAGGCAGAGACAGGGAGGCUUGGAGAGACAGAGAUAGAGGCAGAGAGAGAGACAGAAGGAGAUGGAGAGAUAGAAAGAGAACAGAGAGGGAGACAGACGCACAGAGGGACACACAGACUCACAGAGGGAGACAGAGACAUGGAGGCUUGGAGGGACAGAGAUAGAGGCAGAGAGAGACAGAAGGAGACAGAGAGAUAGAGAACAGAGACAGCGAGACAGAGACACACAGAGGGAGACAGAGAUAGGGAGACAGGCAAGGAGGCUUGGAGGGACAGAGAUAGACGCAGGAAGAGACAGAAGGAGAUGGUGCGAUAGAGAACAGAGACAGCGAGACAGAGACAAACAGAGGGAGACAGAGAUAGAGGCAGGAAGAGACAGAAGGAGAUGGUGCGAUAGAGAACAGAGACAGCGAGACAGAGACACAGAGGGAGACAGAGAUAGGGAGAUAGACAAGGAGGCUUGGAGGGACAGAGAUAGAGGCAGAAAGAGACAGAAGGAGAUGGUGAGAUAGAAGGAGAACAGAGACGAAGGGAGACAGAGUGACACAGAGACAGAAGCCAGCAGUGGAGAGAGAAGCCGAGAGGCGCAGACAGGGGCCCCGAGCCGGAGUGAGCAGCCAGCCUGGGCCUCGAGGAGGAUGCCCUGACUCUGUCGCUGCCGCCUGCCAAGGGGAGAGCCUGGGAGGCCACGAGGGAUUUGGGGAGCCAGGGUGGAGGGUCUGUCCCCUGGGAGCCAGGCUCAGGAGCAGGCUGGGCAGGGCUUCCUUGCCCAGGGGGGACAAGGCACAUCCAGGGUGGGAGUGGUGAGCGCAGCCCUGACCAGGACUGACCUGGGUUCCUCUGUGGCCGGGGUGGGUACCACCAUGAGACCUGGGGCAGCUAAGAGGACCAUAUUCUCUGUCCGGGAGGACCCCCCUCUGCUUCCCUCUCCCCGGUUUUCCACGUUGAGAUGUCCGUGGGUGACCCGGAGCUUCCAGGGUGAAAAGCCUCCUUGUCUGGGAAACUCGGAUGCUUGCAGGUCACGCCGUGUGUGGACCCAGUGAUUCCAAGGAGAUCACCUCCAAUUUGGGGGUCCUCUGUCCCCAGCCUUGGCACAGACAUGGGUGCCCCACGCAGCUGUGCCAUGAAGCCCCCUCUGCAGCGCAGGCGCCAGGGCCUGUGUGUUUUCUGCCUGGGGACAGGCCGAGCGAGCCCCCGGCCCGUGCGCCCCUGAGCCCCCGCUGUG